Molecule: messenger RNA, 1434 nt
Organism: Seminavis robusta
Lineage: Eukaryota; Bacillariophyta; Bacillariophyceae; Naviculales; Naviculaceae
Source: the annotation of a GenBank genome assembly
AUGAUCUGUCAAAGCACAGCAAAGGUUGGAAACCUUGCAGUCACUCAGUGGUCUCAUGAACAUGGGCUUUCAUGGGACAGUGAAACAUGCUCCAGAGCUGCUGCAAAUGGCCAUUUGGACGUGCUUAAAUAUGCCCAUGAAAAUGGCUGUCCUUGGGAUGAACACACAUGCAGAGUAGCUGCUGAAAAGGGGCAUUUGAAAAUCCUGAAAUACGCUCAUGAGAAUGGCUGUCCAUGGAACAAAGACACAUGCAAAAAUGCAGCCAAAGAGGGUCACUUACAAUGCCUCAAGUAUGCCCAUGAGAAAGGCUGUCCAUGGGAUGCAGAAGUGUGUGCAAAUGCUGCCAAAGGUGGCAACUUAGAAUGCCUCCAUUAUGCCCAUGAAAAAGGCUGUCCAUGGGAUAAAGAGGUAUGUGCAAAUGCUGCGAGAUGUGGCCACCUGGCAUGCUUGAAGUAUGCCCAUGAAAAUGGCUGUCCUUGGGAUGAAUUUACAUGUUCAAGUGCUGCAGGCAGUGGCCACUUCCACAUAUUGAAAUGGGUCAGAGAUAAGGGCUGCCCAUGGGAUGAUCGGACAUGCUUUUUUGCAGCAGGUGGUGGACACAUUGACAUUUUGAAGUGGGCCAGGGAGGAGGGCUGUCCAUGGGAUGAAUGGACAUGUGCUUCUGCAGCAGAAGGUGGACACUUAGAAAUUCUUAAAUAUGCACAUGAAAAUGACUGUCCAUGGGAUGCUGACACCUGUGCAAAUGCUGCUCUUUGGGGUCAUUUUGAAAUAGUGAAGUAUGCACAUGAAAAUGGUUGUCCCUGGGAUGAUGCGACAUGCUUUUGUGCUGCUCUUUCUGGUUGUUUGGAGACAUUGAAGUAUACCCACGAAAAUGGCUGCCCUUGGAACCAGGAAAUAUGUGCGAAGGCUGCUGAAUUUGGAUAUUUUGAUCUCCUCAAGUAUGCCCAUGAAAACAAUUGCCCAUGGGAUGAAGAGACAUGCUUUGAAGCUGCUGCAAAUGGACACCUGGAAAUAUUGAAGUAUGCCCAUGAAAAUGGCUGCCCCUGGGAUGAAGAGACAUGCACCAAGGCCGCUCAGGAAGGGCAUUUCAAGAUAUUGCAGUAUGCCCAUCAAAAUGGGUGCCCAUGGGACCAAGAGACAUGCACCAAGGCCGCUCAGGAAGGGCAUUUGAAGAUAUUGAAGUAUGCCCAUGAAAAUGGUUGUCCAUGGGACAAUGAGGCAUGCUACGGGGCCGCUGGGGGUGUGCAUUUGAAGAUAUUGCAGUAUGCCAAUGAAAAUGACUGUCCAUGGGAUGAAAUUAUAUGCAAACAUGAAGCCAAAUGUUGCCACUUGGAUUGCCUCAGAUAUGCAAUUGAUAAUGGUUGCCCAUGGGAGGAAGAUCAUUUGUUGACAAAGGCUUGGGUUCACAAGAUGUUGUUGAAGAGGAAUGCCUGA